Necator americanus (New World hookworm) is the source of this 2475-nucleotide messenger RNA. RefSeq lists its product as uncharacterized. Gene Ontology annotation, molecular function: sterol binding. Lineage: Eukaryota; Metazoa; Nematoda; Chromadorea; Rhabditida; Ancylostomatidae. The record is from RefSeq and is a predicted model, not a curated record. The coding region runs from base 1 to 2475 and encodes 824 amino acids. The transcript has 16 exons. Gene Ontology annotation, cellular component: membrane; cytosol; intracellular membrane-bounded organelle.
AUGUGCAAGAUUUUGAAUAACCAAGCCAUCAGAGCGACAAUAUUUUCGUCAGGAUUUCCUGCUGAACGAGGUAGAUGUGCGCUGAUCCCCUCCCGGCAACAACCUCCCGGAUCGGUUGAGGAGAUUUCUACGAGCAACGUGGCCUCGGGGCCGGCAAAGCUCAACGUGCAGGACGUUGUGACAGCGAAGGAAAGUUCCUUCGAAAGUGCAUCCGUAAAAAAGCAGCGGAAUCUACCUCGUCGAACACGUCGAUCUUCAUUGCCUGCGCUCCAAAGUCCAGCAGAGAGGAUAAGCUUUGCGGCGCUUGGUCGUAUGAUCAUCCAACGGACAGGGGUUCCUAUCUCUCAUUACGAGCCACUCACAGCCCUACAACUGCUCUGUGAAGAACUUCGAUUUUCGAAACUUCUCGACAAUGCAUGUAAUAAAAGUACAGCGGAAGAAAGGAUGGUCUACGUAGCGGCAUUCGCACUCUCUACCUACUCUAAUACCACUGGGCGAUUUCGGAAAUUCUUCAAUCCGUUGCUCGGAGAAACGUAUGAGUAUGAGCAGGGCGACUUCAAAUAUCAUGGCGAGCAGAUCUCCCACCAUCCACCUAUUUCCGCUGGGCAUGCUUCCGGGAAUGGAUGGACGUGGCAUCAGACAUUUAGCGCCGAGAUUACGUGGAACACGUGGGCUCAAACUUGCGAGUUUUCUCCAGAAAGGCCUGUUCGCCUCCAACUGCAUGGAGAAGACUACACUUGGAACAAGAUCACUACUCAUAUCGAGAACUUGUUGUGCAUCCCUGAAGAGCGCAAGCUGUUUCAUGAAGGUACGAUACAUGUGCGGUGCUCCAAUGGGGUGGCUGCAAGAAUCAACGUAAAGAAAAACAAGGACGUAUCCGGAGAGGUCACCAACUCCAAUGGAAAGACAUUCUGCAGACUUUUUGGCAAAUGGGAUGAACAGUUUUCUAGGCAGCUGGACAGCGGCAAGAACGAGGAGCUAAUAGUUGUGUCAAGUUCAGUAUUGCAUGCAGAGUACUUUGGAUUUUCGGACUUCACUAUGGGUUUGAAUGAACUGCAUGCAGAAGAAGUGCCGCUGCUUCCCCCGACAGACAGCCGCCUCAGACCAGACGUUAGGAAUUUGGAGAACGGGAAUUUGGACAAAGCCAUCGAAUAUAAGCAGGAACUAGAAAAGGAAAAACAGCAUGUGUUGUACUCGUCAUUGUUGAAAUGUAUUUCGAAAGAACAGGCCUGUCGUCGACUUCUACCUGAACAGGUAUGGAGGAGGAUUGAAAGUGGAUCCAGAGCGAUCUGCGAUUCUACUCGGUCUAGCGUCAGCUCGACCCUGCGCGUAAAUUGGCUUUCUGAGCCUUGGGCCAUCAUUUUCAGUUUCACAUCGAAUCGAUGGGUCAACAUUAAAGUCACAGUACGCCUCCACAAGCUUCGGGACCAGCUUCGAAUCAGAGCUAGGAAUGAAAGGAACCAUCAACACGGUGCACCUAUAAGCAGAAGAGCGUUACCCCCAACACCAUUUCCACGCAACUUCUAUAAAGAACCCGAACCAGGUCGCGAAACAGAUACAAAGUUUAGGAUUCUACUAUCUGGGGUGUUUUCCGCUUAUAACCAUUAUAGACGACUCACCCUUAACAGUCUCACGCGCGAGCAAUGGCAGGGUUUCACGGAAAUCCGCGAAAUGACUACAAGAGGGGACAUACGCCUUUCAGUAACCGAUAAGGGUGUGGAAUUCGUAGUCAUGUCACAGGCUCUUGCUCGGGAAAUAACAAAUCUUCACUUGCAAGAUGAAACGAUCUAUCGCCGCGUAACAGAGAAAGAAUUCCUUGUGCAGUGCAAACGCUUGAAUCAUGUGUGGAUGUCUAUGGGAAAAUCUGCUGGUCUUGACGAACGAUUUGUAAGCCGCCUAAAGCUUGACAAACCGACCUGCCCUGUGUUCUAUAGCCUCAUCAAAACGCAUAAGCUGAAACCCGAUGAGGUCAACUCAACAUCAGCGGCCACAUUCAAAAUCCGACCAAUAAUAAGUUGUGUGGGAGGACCAACGGAUCGCAUUUCGCGGUUCCUUAAUAAAAUCGCUGGUGGCCAUCCGCUCCAUGUAAUUGUAACGGCGCACAUGACGUCUUAUCUUCAAAAUGAAAAGGUCCCAGACCAGUGGAAGACCUUGCGAACCGUUCUUAUGCAUAAGAAAGGUCAUCCUCACAUAUCCAGGACGCUGGAUGAAGCCCAGCCUCAAGAACAAGCUGGAUUCCGUCAGAGGUUCAGCUGCUUGGACCACACCCAGACCGAGGGUCAUAGAGGCUCCCAAAGCUCGUGGAAACUUCGUCACCUACGACAUUCUAUAAAUAUGGAAAAUGACCUGAAGGAAGAACUGACUAUGAUGUUGACAAUAGCAUGGGCAUUAUUCGCACCCGUCAGGGAAACUACGGAUCAAGAUCUCGAGGAACAUCUGUUCGACUCGACAGUUCCUCCUGCGCUAAGACCUUGA